CUUCUCAAAAUCCCCAACCGGAAGAGAAUUGAGGCCAAAGAUCCAAAAAUCAGGGAAAGAUGCGACGAAGACCAGGAAUCGGAGGGUUACAGAAGGCUGCAGCUGCUAGGGAUCAAUACCGUUUACUAGGAGAAAAUGUGGCCAAGUUACGCACUGAUAUGAUGAAAGAACAGCUCGCCACUUUCAGGUCACAGCUUGAAGAGUUUGCUCGUAAACACAAGAAUGACAUCCGUAAGAAUCCCGCCUUCAGGGCUCAGUUCCAUGAAAUGUGUGCUAAAAUUGGUGUGGAUCCUCUAGCUUCAAACAAGGGUUUCUGGGCUGAGCUACUGGGAAUUGGUGAUUUCUACUAUGAACUUGGAGUUCAGAUUAUUGAAGUUUGUAUGCUUACAAGGUCACACAAUGGAGGUUUGAUCAGCUUGCAAGAGCUCUGCAACCAUCUUCGUCAAAGAAGGAAGAAAGACCGUGAAGCUGUGACUGAAGAUGACUGUCUUCGGGCUAUUAGCAAGUUAAAGGUAUUGGGUAGCGGAUUUGAGGUUAUCACAAUUGGCAAGAAAAAGCUGGUCCGUUCAGUUCCUACAGAGCUUAACAAAGACCAUAACCAGAUCUUGGAAUUGGCUCAGGGCCAAGGUUUCGUGACUGUGGAAGAGGUACAAAGACGCCUCUCUUGGACAUCUGGUCGGGUUACAGAUGCUCUCGAGACUUUGUUAGAAGAGGGACUCGCAAUGAUCGACAAUGGCCAUAAAGACGGAAAGUGUCGAUACUGGUUCCCCUGUGUUUCUUCUGUUUACUCAUCCAUUGGAUCUGAUCCUUAACCUGGUAUAUGCUCUUUUUGUUUUUGUUAUAUGAAAUACAGUCACUUAUAACAUAUAAAUUACGAACAAAUCUUAUCAGUAUAUUCUUUAAAUUUCCUUGUA
Molecule: messenger RNA, 914 nt
Organism: Capsella rubella
Lineage: Eukaryota; Viridiplantae; Streptophyta; Magnoliopsida; Brassicales; Brassicaceae
Product: vacuolar protein sorting-associated protein 22 homolog 1
Exons: 7
Coding region: 60-812 (250 amino acids)
Biological process (GO): protein transport to vacuole involved in ubiquitin-dependent protein catabolic process via the multivesicular body sorting pathway
Cellular component (GO): ESCRT II complex
Source: RefSeq, a predicted model, not a curated record